Molecule: messenger RNA, 2022 nt
Organism: Henningerozyma blattae CBS 6284
Lineage: Eukaryota; Fungi; Ascomycota; Saccharomycetes; Saccharomycetales; Saccharomycetaceae
Product: transmembrane 9 family protein
Exons: 1
Coding region: 1-2022 (673 amino acids)
Biological process (GO): vacuolar transport; protein localization to membrane
Cellular component (GO): endosome; fungal-type vacuole membrane
Source: RefSeq, a predicted model, not a curated record
AUGAAUUCGUUGUUGACUUCAAUUUUGUGUUUGAUAUCUUUUCAUAUAAUAUUUUCAAAUGCCUUUUAUAUUCCGGGUAUUUCAGCCAACACGUAUCAUCCUGGGGACCCUAUUGAAUUGGAGGUUAACCGUUUGACGCCUUCUAUGUAUUUUGAGCAUACUGAUGAAAAUGGGCAAAGUGUGGCUAAUGAUAAAGAACAUUUCUUAUACUCGUAUGAUUAUUAUUAUGAUAAAUUUCACUUCUGUAGACCUGAAAAAGUCGAAAGGAAAUCUGAAUCCUUAGGUUCUGUAUUAUUUGGUGAUAGAAUAUAUAAUUCACCUUUUGAACUUUACAUGCUGGAACCAAAAGAAUGUGUACCAUUGUGUAAAACUACUAUCCCAGCAGAUGAUGCUAAGUUUAUUAACAAGUUGAUUAAGAAUGGAUUUUUCUAUAAUUGGUUGAUUGAUGGCUUACCUUCUGCUAGAAAGAUUUAUGACUCUAAAACUGAAUCAAUAUUUUACAGUUCUGGUUUCCCAUUGGGAUCAGUUUCCGUUGAACAUAUGUCAGGUGGUAGUAAAGUUACCAUCCCAGGUGUUUCCAAAUUAGUCAAUGAAGCUGUUAAAGCUUAUAAAAAACGUGAAGCUAAAAAUGUGCCAGCUGGUUUAAUAACUGCAGAAGAAGUAGAAUAUUUCGCUAACCAUUUUAAUAUUCACAUAGAAUAUCAUGAUCGUGGCAAUAAUAAUUACCGUGUUGUUGGUGUCACAGUGGAUCCUAUUUCUAUAAAACGUGAUGAUUUUGAAUCUUGCACACCAACUGGUAAUCAAUUGCAUUUGAAUGAAAAUGCUGAAAAUCAAGUAUUAUUUACUUAUUCUGUUGAUUUUAUUAAAUCUGAAACUGCUUGGGCAACAAGGUGGGAUAAAUAUUUACAUACUUACGAUCCUUCUAUUCAAUGGUUUUCCUUGAUUAAUUUUACAAUUGUAGUUGUAUUAUUAUCGACCAUUGUUAUUCAUGCUCUAUUACGUGCUUUGAAAAAAGAUAUUUCUCGUUACACUGAUUUGAAUUUGGAUAACUCCUUUACUGAAGAUUCUGGCUGGAAAUUAACCCAUGGUGAUGUUUUCCGUAUGCCACGUAAAGCCAUGGUUCUAUCUAUUUAUGUGGGUUCUGGUGUUCAAUUAUUUUUAAUGAUUUUAUGUUGUCUAACUGUUGCUGCAUUAGGGUUUAUGUCACCAAGUUAUAGAGGUGCUUUACCUACAUGCAUGUUUGUAUUAUAUGCUAUUUUUGGAUUUGUGGGUUCUUAUACUUCAAUGGGUGUUUAUAAAUUUUUCCACGGUCCAUAUUGGAAGGCAAAUAUGAUUUUAACUCCAUUAUUAGUCCCAGGUUCCAUGUUAUUAUUGAUUAUCUUUUUAAAUUUCUUUUUACUUGGGGUCCAUUCUUCCGGCACCAUUCCAGCAAGCACUAUCAUUUUAAUGAUUUGUUUGUGGCUACUUGUCUCGGUUCCUUUAAGUUUCUUAGGUUCCUUUGUAGCAUUUAAAAAAUGUAAUUGGAAUGAUAACCCUACCACAGUUAAUGAAAUUCCUAGAGAAAUUCCAAUCCAGCCAUGGUAUAUGAGAAGUAUUCCAGUUGUUUUAUUGUCAGGUAUUGUUCCAUUUGGUGCUAUCGCUGUUGAAUUAUAUUUUAUUUAUUCAAGUUUAUGGUACAACAAGAUAUUCUAUAUGUUUGGUUUUCUAUUGGUAUCAUUCAUUUUAAUGAUAUUCACAAGUGUGUUAGUUUCUAUUAUUGUCGUUUAUCACUCAUUAUGCUUGGAAAAUUGGAGAUGGCAAUGGAGAAGUUUUGUUGCAGGUGGAUUGGGCUGUGCCUUUUAUAUCUUCUUAUAUUCAAUUGCUUUCACAAGAUUUAAGUUUACUGGCUUUGUAAGCAUAUUACUUUACAUGGGCUAUUCCUCUUUAAUUUGCGUUGUUUCUUGUUUAAUUACAGGUGCAGUGAGUUUCAUGUGUAAUAUGUUCUUCGUAAAAAGAAUUUUUACAUCGAUCAAGGUUCAUUAG